This is a messenger RNA of Lachnellula hyalina, 1524 nucleotides long. RefSeq names its product Ammonium transporter. NCBI's taxonomy places the organism in Eukaryota, Fungi, Ascomycota, Leotiomycetes, Helotiales, Lachnaceae. The transcript has 4 exons. The annotation marks the transcript as partial. Gene Ontology annotation, molecular function: ammonium channel activity. Gene Ontology annotation, cellular component: plasma membrane. Gene Ontology annotation, biological process: ammonium transmembrane transport. The record is from RefSeq and is a predicted model, not a curated record.
AUUGUUCGCAGCAAGCAACAUACCAUCAAGAUGGAUCCCUCCGUUCUCGAUGCGCUAAACUACACCAUUAAAGUGCCAUACAAUGGCACUGACAUGACUGGAGGCGACUCCUUGAAUGCCGAUCUCAACAUCUUCUACGAUGCCGGUGAUAUCGCAUGGAUGAUCACGUCUACAGCACUUGUGCUUCUCAUGAUUCCAGGUGUCGGCUUCUUCUAUUCUGGUCUGGCCCGUAGGAAGUCUGCCCUAUCCCUCAUAUGGCUCUCCAUCAUGGCCACGGCCGUCGUCUCCUUCCAAUGGUUCUUCUGGGGUUACUCUCUCGCCUUCUCCCACACCGCCGGCAAGUACAUUGGCGACCUGGAGAACAUCGGCUUCCGGAAUGUUCUUGCUGCUCCCUCGGUCGGCUCGUCUAAGAUCCCCGAUCUCAUGUUUGCCGUCUACCAGGGUAUGUUCGCAGCCAUCACUGUCGCACUAGCUGUUGGAGCCGUGGCCGAGAGAGGUCGCAUGCUCCCAUGUGUGGUUUUCAUGUUUGUCUGGUCUACUAUCAUCUAUGAUCCUAUUGCAUGCUGGACAUGGAAUCCUUCCGGAUGGGUUUUCAAGAUGGGAGGUCUAGAUUUCGCUGGUGGAACCCCGGUGCAUAUUUCUUCGGGAUGCGCUGCCCUCGCAUACUCUGUCAUGCUGGGCAAGCGUCGUGGCCACGGUACUCAUGAGCUUAACUAUCGCCCACAUAACGUGACACACAUUGUUAUUGGCACUGUUUUCCUCUGGGUCGGAUGGUUCGGUUUCAAUGCCGGUUCAGCUCUCGCAGCCAACAUGCGCGCCGUCAUGGCUGCCGUGGUCACCAACCUCGCGGCAUGCGUUGGCGGUAUCACCUGGUGUGUGCUGGACUACCGUCUCGAGCGUAAAUGGUCAACCGUCGGCUUCUGCUCCGGUGUCAUCGCAGGUCUCGUCGCCAUCACGCCCGGUUCCGGUUUCGUGCCCGCCUGGGCAGCAGUCAUUUACGGUGUCGUGGGCGCAGCAGGAGCCAACUACGCCACGAAGCUCAAGUUCGUCCUGGGCAUUGACGACGCACUCGACAUCUUCGCUGAGCACGCGGUCGGCGGGCUCAUCGGCAACAUCCUCACCGCUUUCUUCGCCGCAGACUACAUAGCGCAUCUCGACGGCUUCAGCGUCAUCUCCGGCGGCUGGCUCAACCACCACUGGGUGCAACUCGGGUACCAGCUCGCGGAUUCCGUGUCCGGGGGCGUCUACUCGUUCGGCGGCACCUGCCUGAUCCUCUUCGUCAUGAACCUGAUCCCCGGCCUAUCGCUGCGCGCCUCGGAAGAAGCAGAGAUCCUCGGUAUCGACGAUGCGGAGAUUGGCGAGUUCGCGUACGACUAUGUUGAGUUGACGCGCGAGGUGCUGAACGAUAUGGAGGAUGCCGAGAGCAAGUACUCUGCCUCGCACCCGCAGCACGCCCACGUGCACGAGAAGCUCUCUUCGCCAUCCCGGGAACAUGUGCCUGGCCAUGAUAUCGAAGCCCAAUAG